CAGUGCAGCCGGUUGACCCAGUAAGCUGGGUGGAGACUUCUGAGGAGACCAGUAUGUCUUACUCACACUUCCCUGUGAGCACAGACAGGUCCAGAGGACGAGAGACCAACACUGACAGAACUCACAGCAGCCGCUCAUUCAGGAACAAAAGGAUGCUUUACACUGAGUUACUGCAACUGUGGCAAAAUUCGGUCGAGGCUGUGGAUGCGAAGGACUGGCCAACAGCUCUGGCCAAACUCAAUGAGAUCAGUGAGCCCACUUCUCGCACGCUGUUUAAUACGGCCUCAUGUUACCUGGCCCUGGGGCAGCUGGAUUUGGCCUUGAAGGCUUUAGACUUAACCAUUGCUAAGGAUGAACGCCUUGCUGUCGCCUUCUUCCAGCGAGGAGCAGUGAUGAUGGAGAUGGGCAGGUUGGAAGAGGCUCUGUCUGACUACAUCUGGGCACAGAAACAUAUGCGAGAGAACGUAGUGAUCGACUACAAACAGCUGGGACUGAGAUUUAAACUGUACAGCUGGCAGGUGUUAUACAAUGCAGCAGCUGUGUAUUGUCAGAUGGGCCAGUGGGAGCAGGCCAGGGACGUCCUGCAGUCAGCCUCCCAGGAGAAAGGACCAGGACGAGGGGGGAGCAUGGAGGCAGCUUUGGAGAGCAUCAGGAGUAAGCAGGCCCUGGAUCCUCUCCUGGUACCUGAGGGUGUGGUGUUUCGUCCCAGGAAACAGGAUGUGGAGCAGCUGCAGCAAAGAGACUUCUUGGGAAAAGCAACGGUGAUUUCCUCCAUGAUACCCAAUGAUGAUUUUGGAGGCUUUGAGCCUUUGAGGCAGCAGAAACCUGGCUUCUACGAGCCGAAUGUGGAUGGAGCUCAGGAUUCUCGAUACAUGCAAGUGCGUGUCCCUUACAUGGCACGAGGACCAGGACAGCUGACGGUGCCUGGAGGUGCGACGGUGUUUUUAUUUGGAGAGGAGAACAGAGAUGGGAUGGCCACUGUCAUAUAUGAUGGACAGAGAGGACUUCUGCCAGCAUCCCUUCUUGAACCAGCAGAUGUCAAGACGUCCAAAGGCAAAAAGGACACUAGAAUUUCCAGUGGGAUUCCCCUCCCACCAGGACUCAAGCCACCCACUCGCCCACAGUCUCAGCAUAGUCCUGCAGCUCCUCCUCAGGGUAAAAAUCACUCACACUCUGGUUUAUCUUAA
Molecule: messenger RNA, 1187 nt
Organism: Pundamilia nyererei
Lineage: Eukaryota; Metazoa; Chordata; Actinopteri; Cichliformes; Cichlidae
Gene: noxa1
Product: NADPH oxidase activator 1
Exons: 12
Coding region: 54-1187 (377 amino acids)
Biological process (GO): superoxide anion generation
Molecular function (GO): protein binding; superoxide-generating NADPH oxidase activator activity
Source: RefSeq, a predicted model, not a curated record